UCUCGUCUUUUCACGGUCGACCGAUCUCUCCUUCAGAAUCCCAAUCUUAAGCCCCUUCCCAAUCCUCCCUCCCUCUCUCUCUCUUUCUUUCUCUCUUUCUCUCUGUCUCUCUCUCUCUCUCUCACACACACACACACACACACACACACACACACAGAAACACACACACACAGAAACACACACACAAGCAAACACCCAGACAUCUUCUCCUCUUCUCGCUUUGGCAAUCUGUAUUUCGCUGUAGUCUGUUUUUUCGCGCUAAACAAAGGAUCAGCGCGAUCAAUCAAAUCAAAUCAGAUUCAAUCAAAUCAAGAUCAAAUUCGCUGACGGUCAUGGCCGAGAGAAUUACCUUGAAGGAGAGACGUACUGCUUCUUCCGACCCGAGGUGUCGUUAAUCGAUUGAUGGCCGGCAUGCUGCUGCUUUGUUCUACCAUGCGAGCCGCUGCGUGCUUUGGCGCGUUGAUCGCCUUCUUGCUUGUGCUGGAUUACAUAAUAAAGUUAUAGUAUUGCUUUUUUUAAUUUUUCUGGAUAUAUCACCCGUGCGUCUAAUCUCUUAUCAUCUUCCCAGUCUGAUUUAUCCUUAAAAAAAACGUCCCGCUCUUUUAUCGCUUCUUCAUUCCUUGCUGUCCUCUCCUCCUCCUCCCUCCCCCCGCCUCCCACCACACACACACACACACACACACACACAGAGAGAGAGAGAGAGAGAGAGAGAGAGAGAGAGAGAGAGAGAGAGAGAGAGAGAGAGAGAGAGAGAGGGAGGGAAAGGGAGGGGACUAGAUGGAGGGGCCGAUAGGGCACGAGACGGCGGGGCAGAAACUUUUGAGACUGAGCGACUACGAGGCGAUUCACGAUGAUGGCGAUAAUGUAGAGGAGGAGGAGGAGGAGGAAGAGGAUCUGGAGAUUCACCCACCCCAACAGAGGAGCACUCUCAGGCGAUUUCUGUUGAGUUUUGCGGUGGCUCUGGCCGCCAUCUGCUUCUGUGCAACCGUGUGGUGCUUCGUGAUGCUCGUUGUUGGUGCUGACGUGGCAGCCACCGAGCAGGGGGAUGCACCGGACGCCUUCGCGGAGUCCCUGGUGAUGAUGAUUCUCACGCCGUUAAUGACAUUCGUCUGGCUAUACCUCAGCACAGGAUUGAUGGUUUUGUGGGCAUAUCCAGAAAGGAGCAAAGCCAUCAAGGUUGUGGAAAACAAUUGUUGUGCUUCCCAAAAAGGUGCCACUCGCUGUUUGGCAAGAUUGAACAUCUUCUUGGCCAUUCCCCUGUGCUUUGUCAUAAUGCUUGGAGGCGCUUUUUGCUUUAUUGGACCGGCAACAUGCGUCAUGGGUUAUAUUAUGCUCAUCGGGACAACCUUCCUGGUCAUCGGGAAUGGGAUAGCGCUUUUUCUUCAAUCCAACCUGCCUCUUGGCGGCGAAGGCGGACUGGAACUCAAUGCAAUGAAUCAAAUUGAGACUUCUAUGUUCACAGAUGAACUGCCAGUUGCAGUACCGGCGGCAUCGAAGCCCAUACCAAAGGGUCCUGCGUCUGCCACUGCGGAAGUUCUGCCUCCUCCCUAAGGCACGCCUCGCUCAGGAGAACAUUUUCCUUUCUGGUUAUCAUAACCCAACAUUGGGGCCCCAGUGGGCAUGCUAUACUUACAGCCCCCGCUGGCAAGUAUAGCAUGUGUCCUCCCCAGUGGGCAUGCUAUACGUACCGCUCCCAAUGGGAAGUAUAUAUAGCAUGUGUCCUCCUCGUGUGAGCAUAUCUGUGUAUCGUAGAUAUAUGCGUGAACACGCAUUCACAGACGUGCGGAGACACCCACCCCCCCGCCCUUCCCAUGACGAGGGGGAGCGCUGAUACCUUCAUGUUACAGCGCUCCCCCACGGCGCUCCUCCUCGGCGCCCUCCCUGCCCCCCUCCCCUCCUCCCUAGCCGUCGUGAAGAUUGCAUGAUUAUGAGGCAUAUCAUCUGGACUGUAUUCGCGCAGAUGUUAAUACAGUCCAGAGAUGUUGAAUUACGAUAGCUGCCAUACGAAGACGUGUUGCGUAGAAUAUUGUUGUCAUGUACAUAUGGAAGAUGCUGUUGUGGUGCCCUGGUGGACUGUUGCUGGGGAAAGUUGGAGGCCCCUCCUCUGUAGAGCAAAAUGAGGCCCAUAAGUAAAAGAUCUGGGGUCUUUUUUGGGUCCAAGUUGAGGCCACAAUAAUGAGCGGUUCCUGGUUCUGUCGACACACCCAUUGGAAAGUGACCGGGGAUCGAAUGAAUUGCCCGUAGAAAUGUAUACGCAUUGGAAAAUGAGUGGGGAUCGGAAAUGGAUACGUGAGAAUAGUAGGUGUGAAAGGGGAACUGUAACCUGUACCGCAGCAUCGGCCUUUCUCGAGUUUAUUUCAUCUGGCAUGAAAAUGGGAGGAUGAACCGGGAAUUUCAGGAGUUGAGGUAAUCUCGUUCGCCCAGUUCAAUUCGCGUUAAGAGAUGGGAAAGGCUACUUGGCAAUACUUCUGGGGGACACUCUUGACUGGCCAGAACAAUGAGGAGGACCUAUCAGUCAGCAGAGGUAACUUGAGUUCAGGGUAGACGUCAGGAAGCUGAGUUGCAGUCUGUGGAUUCAGCAUGCCGAUUGAAAGCGAUUGCAUCUACAAUGCGCAUCUGUGUGCGCCUUGAGUUUUCGUCAUUGCUGUACGCUACUGUCUUCUUCUGGAUGGUGGAACGAAUUGUUCGUGGUUGCGUAACUUCUUCUUCUGGACCGAAAAGAACUCGUUUACGGUCACAAAACGUGUUGCGAGCUUAUCCAAAAGUGAUUUCUGCAGUGCGGUGGUAUUUGCUUGCGCCUAUGAUCAUCAGGUAAUCGACAGCUGCAUCCACUAGAUCUGCACGCGCCAACAGAGUAUGCGCAAACAAUGAAAAGGCUCUUCGGUAGCGGACAAGUUUUUUUUUUGUUUUUGUUUUUUUUUUAAAAUUCCCUUUACGGCCUUGGGAUAUCAUCGUUGAGCUGACUGGCUUCAGAAUAAUUUCGUUCUGUUAAUCUGAGUGCAGCUGGAUUCGAGCUUGGGUCUGUGGUUCAACAGUUCAUUGGGUAUACCAACUGAGCUAAGCCCACCGGUGGCAGCGGCCGAGUCAUGCUGUUAUGCAACUUCAUAUAUUUGCCGACAGCCUGGCUGGACUGUGGGAUGGAUGGUAGGAAGGUGGGUGCUGCUGCUCGAUUUGGAAUUAAGCCAGUUGAAGUAAAAAAUCUUAGAUCUAUGAUGGAUGGAAGCAAGAGGGCGUGCUACUAUUCUAUUUGGAAUUCGGUCAGUGGAACUAUGCCACUAAUUCUUUUUGGAAUUCAGUCACUUGAACUAUGCUGCUAUUCUAUUUUUGGAAGACAGAUGACUUAGUAUAACCAAGCCAUAAUCACGAGAUCACUGCUAUUCUAUUUUUGGAAGUAAGUCUCUGUUGAAGUGAGAAUCGAAGGCGAUGGUUAGGGGAAACCCUUCGACCUUGUGUGGUUUUUAUUCCUACAUGACAGACGACUUUGUAUAACCAAGCCAUAAUCACCAGAUCACAGGGUGAUUGGCCAGAGACUUCCAGAAGCAGCAGUCCACAGAUAACCACAGCAGAACUCUUUCGGGCCAAUGGGUGAACAUCAGAGCUGUGUGUUUGCCUUGCAGAGAUGAGGACGACGUGUGCAGCACCCACCCCUGCAACUGGUUUUUCUCUCUAAGGAGUCUGAGGGAAGGUUUUGUACCUGUUCAGAUCACCGGUUGAUUCACCGGAGACUUCCAGAUGCAGCAGUCGACAGAUGUCUACGGCGGAACUCUUUCGGGCUAAGGUAGAACACCAGACCUGCGUGUUUGCCUUGCAGAGAUCAGGACCUAUCCAACACCCCUCCAACUGGUUUUCUCUCUGAGGAGUCUGGGGGAAGAGUAGUACCUGUUUCCUCUUGUGGUCAAAUGGGUACUCGGUUUCUCGCGAGAGUCGAGGCCAAACGGGUUUUACGCGUGUUGGAACGACGAGCGUUCAAAUAAGUACUUGGUUUCUUUUGAGAGUCGACGAAAGGAACAGGUUUUACGCAUGUUGGAACGACGAGUGGUCAAAUUAGUACGUACUUGGUUUCUCUUGAGAGUCGACACCGAACGAGAAAUGGGUUACGCGUGUCGGAACGACGAGUGAUCAAACAAGUACUUACUUGGUUUCUUGUGAGAGUCGAGAAGAAACGGGUCUUACACAUGUUGGAAUGACGAGGAUUUUUUGGUGGUAAUGGCGAGAGAAUCUUUGUUCUCGAGAGAACCCAUUAGUCUUGCGUAGGUCUCUUAUACACAUCUAGAUGUGUAUAAGAGACAGGAGAUGACGAGGAUUUUUUGGUGGUAAUGGCGAGAGAAUCUUUGUUCUCGAGAGAACCCAUUAGUCUUGCGUAGUGCGCCGGGAAAAUCUCGGCGAGGGAGGGGAUUUUGUGGAGUAAGACUGCAACGAAUGAGAGAGUACCGUGAACAUGAGAAAGCAGCAUGGUGGAUGAUUGUAGUACUAGGAAUGUGAAAGGUGGGGGAAGGGUUUUGGUAAGAUACCGUGAACACGAGAAAAGGGGAUGAAGGAUAUCGGGAUGAUGUUCCGAACAUAAAGAAAAGGGGAUGAAGGAUAGUCGAUUUGUGGCACAGUAUUGCAAACAUCCUGAGAGGAGGAAGGAUGCUGGCGCAAUACUGUGAACGUCUGGAAGGGGAAAGCGGGAACAAUGGUUGUGCGACACUGUGAACAUCCCCAAGGGAGGAAUAUUCGAAGUUCGAAAUGAUGAUGCGACCAUUUGGAAGGCGGGGCGUGGGCGGGCGGGUUCCUUGACAGGCUCGGUUUCCAACAAGCAAGGUAACAGAUCUGUGUUAUCAAAUGUGGGCUUCAGUAUGAGAGGGAGCAAUGCAUGUCGCCAAAGCUCUCUGAAACCGCGGGGGAGCAUUUCAAUGUGCUUCGUGGGAAAGAGCAGAUCCUUUAUUUGGCCGUACGAGGGAGGAAUGCAUAUCGGCACAGGUCUCUGAACCUUAGGGCUUUUCGAAGUUGGGAAGAGGGAAGAGAAUGUUUGCGAAAGGAUCUUUUCUUCGCUCCUGAAGCUUUCUGAGAAGGGCAGAACAAGAUGUUUAUCUAUAAUACCUCUGCGUUUGGGCAAAGAAACAGGAGCGAAGUUCUUGCUUUCUACCUUUCUGGUCGUUCGGUUAAAACCGCUACCCUACCCUGUCUUUGCGGUUAGCAGCAAGUGCGGUUGCUGUUAGAGCGCUAACUCUAACCGAGCCUUCCCGCUCUUUCCAGUAGUCCGUUGGAUGGCCAAUCCCAAUCUGGCAGGCACAGACGUUUCUUCCACCGUCACCUAAUCCAGCUCAGCCGCAGAGCACAGUUGCGAAAGUUCAGCGAAACGGCAUUUGUGAUCUCAAGUUCUGAAUUCAAAUAUAGCUUGGGUCAGCCGGCUUGACCAUUUCUUUUUGAAUUGAUGUGGUUGGUGGUGGUCCCAAUGCGAGUCUGUUCUCGCGUCCUGGGGAUCCAGUUCAGUUUGAUGCAGGCGUCGAUGAGCUUGAUGGUUGUUGUGCAGCUGCAGGUGGCUUCUGGAUGACCGGUACGGUCGUUCUGAGAAAUUGUGAUCUCCCUAUUGGCUGUUGAAAGUUCUGUGCGGGCUUUUCAGACUGGUAUUCAAAAUAGUUAAAUACUAUUCGUCAACAGUUCAUCUGUUUUGCGGCUUUUGCCCCUGUUGCGUUUGGAGUUCGAUUUGAAAUUUUCGAUGGAUUCCUUUAUUGCUUAUAUGUAGCUGCAUUGACUGAUGACGACGAUUGCAAGUCCUGGUGCUAUGCAACAGCCAACGAGACGCAGAAGUAGCAGCAGCAGCAGCAGCACUUGACUCUUGCCACACGCGCUGCGGAGUUGGUGAGGGGAAGAUAUAGCAGCAGGAAGGGCAACAAGCAGAGAGAGCGGUCUGCUGCUGCCAACAGCCAUGUGGAAGGAAGACGAGAAGAGCGGUGCCACCUGUGCUGGUCACCGUGGAGUAUCGUGGCGAGAAGGAUUACGAGCAGAGAGAAUGUUUAACCAACUUCGAUUCACGUAGAACGGUAGAAGUAAAACGGAAGUGUAAUU
Messenger RNA from Chara braunii, 6051 nucleotides. NCBI's taxonomy places the organism in Eukaryota, Viridiplantae, Streptophyta, Charophyceae, Charales, Characeae. The record is from the annotation of a GenBank genome assembly.